GUGAAUGGAUGGACCCACCCUCCAGCUGUUUAUAAGUCAGAGUGCGAUGGUUUGGAGCUCAAGGUGUGCGACAGAGAGCGAGUGAAGCAUCCGACUCUGCGAUGAGGACCCCAGGGAUUUUGAUCGUAGGCCUGGUGCUUGCGCCCUGCGGAUGGAUCCUGGACCUGACCAGCACGGUUGCGCCCAACUGGCGGCAGCUCUAUAACGUGGCUGGAGAGUCCGUGAGCACGGUGAUCAACCAGGGCAUCUGGGACAUCUGCAAGACCUUCACGACAAGCAGUGAUGAGACCUGCAACCUGAGAGGCACCGACCAACCGUAUUUUAACAACCAGGUCGUUACGGUUGCGCAAGGAAUGAUGGUCGCGUCGUUGAUCUUGACCUUAGUCGGGCUGGCCGUGGUGACGCCGGCUGCGCGCUGCUGGACCGACAAGCGUCCCCGAUGGCGCCUUGCAGGAUUCGGGGGUCUGCUCAUUUUCUGCUCAGGGGUGCUCACGAUCAUCCCGAUCGCGUGGUAUACGCAUAUCUUGACCAGCCUUAACACGACUACCGUCUUCAUCAACCCGCAACAGCCGGACAUCCGGGUGGGUUACUGCAUCGUUCUGGGUUACAUCGGCGGGAUCAUGGAAGUGAUCGGCGGGUUGACCCUGUUCGUCGGGAUCUGUCGGUGCUGCGGCGGACGGAACCGCGGAGAGAAACCGCAAACAGCGCGCCCGGUCCAGACCUCUGUUCGCGCGCCCAAUCCGGCUCCGUAUCCAAGAACCAACAUCCCGAGCAGCGUUACGCGCAACAACUCGAGCAUGCCGGCGUAUUCCCGGGACUCCCUGGACGAUGACUUUGAUUACCCCAGAGCCAAAUCUUCAAAGAAAGGCAUGGAUAACCCUUCCUUUGGCGCAAGACCUUACGACGCCGACCUGUGACUUGAUCUUUCAUCUGCUCCAUUUGAUCAUAUCCUCUAUAUACUUUGAUCUGGGUUAACUUAAGUUUCAGUCAUACCAAGUUUCUGAUGAUUAUGUAACAUCUGGAAUGUGUUCCCCUUUUCUAAAUGCCACAAUGAACACUUCAUCUCAUCUCAUCUCAUCUCAUCUCAUCUCAUCUCAUUAUCUCUAGCCGCUUUAUCCUGUUCUACAGGGUCGCAGGCAAGCUGGAGCCUAUCCCAGCUGACUACGGGUGAAAGGCGGGGUACACCCUGGACAAGUCGCCAGGUCAUCACAGGGCUGACACAUAGACACAGACAACCAUUCACACUCACAUUCACACCUACGGUCAAUUUAGAGUCACCAGUUAACCUAACCUGCAUGUCUUUGGACUGUGGGGGAAACUGGAGCACCCGGAGGAAACCCACGCGGACACGGGGAGAACAUGCAAACUCCGCACAGGCUCGAACCCGGACCUUCUUGCUGUGAGGCGACAGCGCUAACCACUACACCACCGUGCCACCCACAAUGAACACUUGAUAACAGGAAUUAAUAUUAAACUCAAAAACUAGCUUUAAUCUCAAGUGUCUCCUCACAGCAAGAAGGUUCUGGGUUUGGUGCCAGCGAGGGCCUUUUUGUGUGAUGUUUGCAUGGGUUUCCUCCGCUUUCCCCCACAGUCCAAAGACAUGCAGGUUAGGUGAAUUGGUGGCUCUAAAUUGACCUGUGUCAGCCCUGCGAUACCCCACCUCUUGCCCAUAGUCAGCUGGGAUAGGCUCCAAGUUCAUAAUGAUUAUUUAACAUCUGGAAUGGAACCUUAGCUGUGUAAUAUUUCCCCUUUUCUAAAUGUCACAAUGAACACAAUGCUCAAGCAUAAUGCCACUUGAUAACAGGAAUUAAUAUUAAUCUCAAAAACUAGUUUUAAUCUCGGGUGGCGUAGUGGUUAGUACUGUCGCCUCACAGCAAGAAGGUCCUGGGUUCGAGCCCAGCGGCCGGCGAAGGCCUUUCUGUAUGGAGUUUGCAUGUUGCCUGUGUGGGAUUCCUCCGGUUUCCCCUACAGUCCAAAGACAUGCAGGUUAGGUUAAUUGAUGGCUCUAAAUUGACCGUAGGUGUGAAUGGGUGUCUGUGUCUCUGUGUCAGCCCUGCGAUAACCUGGAGACUUGUCCAGGGUGUACCCUCUCGCCCAUAGUCAGCUGGGAUAGGCUCCAGCUUGCCUGCGACCCUGUAGGACAGGAUAAGCGGCUACAGAUGAUGGAUGGAUGGUUUUAAUCUCAUACCCAAAAUGUUUUUACGCAUCAAAUACAAUAAACAACCUUGAAGUUGCCCUCGGCUAGAGAAGGAUUAAACUGUGCAUAAAAUACCUUAUUGCUUAUAAAGGCACCUCCAAUAACAGAUCACUAAAAUAUGGCAUGUUUAUCAGUACAGCCUCUAAUCACUAUUGCUGAUGGGAAAUGGGAUUUUACUUUGUUUAUGUGCCUGAUUGAGCGAGAACUUGAGUCAGAGGUAAACAGAUGAGGCUGAACACAGUAUUGCCAUGCUUGAAGUUUUAACUUUGUAAAUACUGUAAAUAUUAUGUUGAAGUUGGAACCUGAACACCUUGGACUAUCAAUAAUACUAAUAUCAGUUAUUAAUAUAAAUGUUCGUUUGAAACGGGUUUGUUUCCAGUUUGCAUUAUGAUUUCAGGGAUCAGUAACACAUAAGGAGAAAAAAAAAGAAAAAGGAAAAUGAGUUCUAGGUCUUGAAUGAAACAAGACUGGUCUGUCUGGUCUUGGUGUGACUCCACCUUUCAUCCUGACACAAACGUGUUUAUCGGGGACAAGAAGAAAAUUGCUAGUUUGUUCCAUGUUCUUCAGCACUGAUUUGUUCAGAUGUAAAAUCCGAGUUUAAACACAUACUUUACUGUUCAGUCUUCUUUCACAAUUAAUGACCAACAGAUGUCUCAAUAACGACUUUUAUUAUUGACAGGAUACAUCAUUAUUGCAGAGAAAAAAAAAUGUUGAUAUUAUAAACACAGUGAACAUGUUUUAAAGACGUGUUUAAGCUCUAAGCAAGUUUCUUGUCUCAUGUUAUGCUGCAAGGAAUUAACAGGAUGUGCUGUUCGAGGAAAAUCAAUCAAUGAUGGUGUUGUUAUACAUUUUUUUUUAAAUUCCAACAUGUUUUACUCCUCUUAUACCACAGCAAUUUUCCAAUGCUUAGAUUUUUAUUUAUUAAAUCACAUUUAAGCAGUGAAUAAAACUUAAGAUAAAACUUGA
Neoarius graeffei (lesser salmon catfish) is the source of this 3163-nucleotide messenger RNA. RefSeq names its product claudin-23-like. NCBI's taxonomy places the organism in Eukaryota, Metazoa, Chordata, Actinopteri, Siluriformes, Ariidae. The record is from RefSeq and is a predicted model, not a curated record. The transcript has a single exon. Gene Ontology annotation, cellular component: plasma membrane; bicellular tight junction. Bases 102 to 917 code for a protein of 271 amino acids. Gene Ontology annotation, biological process: bicellular tight junction assembly; cell adhesion. Gene Ontology annotation, molecular function: structural molecule activity.